UAAUUUUUUAAAGUCACAUUUAAGUCAAGAUUGCCUUUAAAAAUCUGACAAUCGAGUUCAAAUCGGUUGGCGAGCGUGCGAUUUGGCAACGCCGCACGACUCCAUCCAUUUAUUUUCUUGCGGCAAAUCCAUCGGAGCGUCCGAGUGAAGCUCCGUCACCAUGGCUCCCAAAAGGAAUAACAUGAUUCCGAACGGCCACUUCCACAAGGAUUGGCAGCGGUUCGUCAAGACGUGGUUCAACCAGCCCGCCCGCAAAUACCGCAGACACCAGAAGCGCGUGAAAAAGGCGCGUUUGAUCGCCCCCAGACCGGCCGCUGGACCCCUUAGACCUAUUGUUAGGUGUCCCUCCCAGAGGUACCACACAAAGGUGCGCGCCGGCAGAGGCUUCACCCUCGACGAAAUCAAGGCUGCAGGUUUGAACAAGGGUUUUGCUAGAAGCAUUGGCGUGGCCGUGGACCACAGACGCCGAAACAAGUCGGUCGAAAGUCUGCAGACCAACGUGCAGAGGCUGAAGGAGUACCGCAGCAAACUGAUCCUGUUCCCAGUGCACGCCAACAAGAAGCCCAGAAAGGGAGACGCCACCGAGGAGGAGCGCAAGGUUGCUGUGCAGCUCAAGAGCAAGGAGGUGAUGCCCAUCAAACAGACCACCAUCAAAUACAAGGCCAGGGUCAUCACUGGCGCCGAGAAGAAGUUCUCUGCCUACCACGCACUGCGCAAGGCGCGUGCUGAUGCCAAGUUGAUUGGCAAGCGAGCAAAGAGAGCGAGAGAAGCUGCGGAAAACGCUGAAGACAUUACAAAGAAGAAGAAGUAACGGAAUGCGUCUGUAUGUGUACAGAAUAAGGAUCCAAUUAAAUUUUUUCUCCACACAUGA
Molecule: messenger RNA, 871 nt
Organism: Neocloeon triangulifer
Lineage: Eukaryota; Metazoa; Arthropoda; Insecta; Ephemeroptera; Baetidae
Gene: RpL13
Product: large ribosomal subunit protein eL13
Exons: 5
Coding region: 161-811 (216 amino acids)
Biological process (GO): translation
Cellular component (GO): cytosolic large ribosomal subunit; ribosome
Molecular function (GO): RNA binding; structural constituent of ribosome
Source: RefSeq, a predicted model, not a curated record